AUGUCGAUUUACACGUCAGCUAAAAGGAUGACUCUGGUUACCAUCAAAAUAUUGAUGGUCAUACUGCAGGGUCUAUCAUUAUCCGUGUUUGCCACACCUUUGAUUUUGGAACCCGAAUGGUCGGCGAUUGUCGUACCCGUUACACAGUCACCGGCCACUGCUCAACAAAGCCGACUUACGGCACAGUCGAAGGAUUUCCGACGGUGGAACCAUUUGGUCACACUGACCGACAGUGAGUCGGCGGGGACGGUGACAGAGGCGCCUCACCUCUAUAGUACGUGUCGCGGUUUUUCUUGCCACGAUUUGAACCGCAGUUAUAAGAACCGCCAUGUCAAAGAUCGCCAUGACAAUAAGAAUUGCCACGGUCAUAAUCGCCAGGAGACGAAAUUACGCGGUAACAAUCACCGAUCGGAGAAGAAGCGAUGUGGUGGUAAGAACCAGCAAAAUUGUGGUAAAAAUCAGCACCAGAAGCACUGCGAUAAGAACCGGUGCGAAAAGCACUGUGGUAAAAACCAGGGUAAGAAGCACUGUGACGAGAAACGAAACGGCCAGAGUCGCCAUGAUACCACGCAUUGUAAUCGACAAAACAACCGGCAAAAUAAUAUAAAAAACGGCAACAAGCGCCAACAGUUUGUCGUGGAUAAUAAGGUGAUUAUCAACGUCAAUGAUGGUCGAACGCCAGGUCCAACGCUAUUACCGCGGAUUGAAACAACAGUUGCGGGGGUACAGGUCUCGAACGUGCCGGAAAGCGUUGGACAAAGCUUCAGUUGUAGUAGUGUCCAUAGAUUCAGGCAUUCGGACAUCAUAUGGUUGUCGUUAUUAGGAAUCUGUAUAGCGAUAACUUUUUAUAAGGUGUAUUUUAUUUCCGAUCGCUAUUACAGUAUUAUGUAUUAA
This is a messenger RNA of Metopolophium dirhodum (rose-grain aphid), 894 nucleotides long. RefSeq lists its product as uncharacterized. The coding region runs from base 1 to 894 and encodes 297 amino acids. Lineage: Eukaryota; Metazoa; Arthropoda; Insecta; Hemiptera; Aphididae. The transcript is spliced from 3 exons. The record is from RefSeq and is a predicted model, not a curated record.